GUAAUUAUUACGUCUUAAAGUCCGUCUGUGCCCUGGAAACGACAGAACCGUUAAAUAAGGUGGACGAUGGCUAGUGGAGCAGUAAAAGCGAGUCGUGAUAAAAAUUAUGCGGCCGCAAAAAUGAAUGUUGGUAUUUUAAAAAUUACGUCACUAGUUGACGUCCUAAGGGCACAAUGGUCCCUACCUUUCUUUUUGAUAAAGACUUUGAUACAGGAAUAAAAACAAAACAGUUUUCGUUUUGGUGCCAUCCUGUGAUGUCAUAUGUUGUCAUGAUGAUCCACCCAGUUUUCCUUUUACUUUCGAUCGCAAUCCAUGCCACCAGCGAAAAUGAUCAGAGUCGUGGAUCAAAGCACAAUUUCGCGCGAUUAUUCGACACAUUGUUAAAAUUACCAAAGAGAUCGGGACUGCGAGGGUUGGAUCCAUCGCAAUGGAACUCGGAAAUCCAUAAUUUGGACGACCGUCAAUUACAUUGGAAUACAAACCCGAGUGUGCAAAGUUCGAUUGUUCCGCUGGAUGAAACGUUGGAGACUCCGUUUCUUUUCAGCUUUGGACGCCAAAAUAGCGGAUGCACGUGUAAAGCGAUAGUGCUCGUUGAAGAAGGAUUUUGCAUAACCACUUGUUCCACAGCCGAGACUCAAUGCGGCCAAACCUGUACACGCACCAUAACCUUUUCUGGUUACACAAAAUUUGGUGAAUUGCCAAUUUAUCGGCAAUCUUCACAGAUAGACGAGAAAGCUUGCGAAAAGCUGGAAAUUGAUUGCAUCACGUCAUCGCUGUUGUCCAUGGCAAGCAGUUCGUCCGCAAUUGCAGCCACUGCGAGUGUCGUGGCUAAUAUCGCCCUAUCGGCCGGAAUAGCAGCCGGAAUCGCUGCGUUGGCAUUUGCUGCCAAAGAAAAAGAUAUGCAGAAUAAUGGAAACAAUUACUAUGAAACUGAAGAUCCUUAUGGAACAGAAGCGCAGUAUUCACAAGCCUACGCGAAACGCUACGCAAGGCGAUUGUUCACGCAAGUUGGGGACGAUAGCGGGAGCGAUGAUUUCAAUGCGCAAACCGAUAACAAACGGGCAAAAAAUCCUCUUACAGAGGAAGCGAGUGUUGAAGGGUCUAUUCACGCAAUAGACGAGACUUCAGAUGUACCCAAUUUUUUACGUGCUGGGAGACAAUCUGGAUGUGGGUGUGAUCCGUUCACGUGUUUCGAUCAAGCGUGCACAACGGAGUGUCUAUCCUUGUCACAGUUAUGCAAUGGAAGGCUUUGUACCUUGACUACGAGCGUCUCAACGUUUCUGUACUUGGCGGUUUUCACCAGCUUUAGCGCGGUAAACACAAAAGAUUGUGAUACACUUGAAAAUGCGUGCAGCGUGUCGUCCGCGAUGUCGUCCGCAAUUGCCGCUGCGUACGCAAGGUCCAAUGCGAUCGCAUUAAAUGCCGGAAUCGCUGGAGUUCUAUCAGCUGGAUUGGCUGGUGGGAAUAUUGCAGUAAUGGCCGUUUCCAACAACCAACAAACUGAUAACAACGUCAACAAUCAACAAAUCCGUGAUAAUAGUAACAAUCAAGUACCACAGCCCGGCAAUCAAACGCCUACGAACGACCUACCCUCCCCAGUGCCCGGAUCAGAUUUUCCGGAUGAUGGCAGUGGAACCAAUUCCAUUCAGUUCGAUGACGGAAAAAGCCAUCCACUUUUGACUCGAGGUCCCUGCAAUGGCACGAAUUUCUGGGUCACCGUCAAUCCUGUUACCUUAAAGGGAAAAUGUACUCCGAAACUCUGUGAAGACAAGCGAGUGUUUGUGGGUCGCACAGGUCUUUGUCACGACAUCAACGAUCCUCUCGAAUGCCAAGGAGGCAGACGUCUCUAUUACACAGCAUAUGGAGAUCCCAUUUGUGAUUGCCCCAUUGGAAAAUAUCCUUUUCCGAAUCCAAAAGAUAAUUGUGUUGCACUAUUCUCCCGAGGUCCUUGCCCGGCUGGACAAGUGAUGACCAUAAGUCAAGGUGGUCGACUGUUCUGUACCCCAGACGAGUGUCCAGUAAUCAACGGUGAAAACGAUUCACUGCAGCAGUUGGUACCAAACGACAAAGGAGACUGUUUCGCCCUAGGAUCAGUUGGACCCUGCUCGGCACCUCAGCUGUUGGGCUAUGACAUCUUUGAACGUCAGCUGGAGUGCGUCAACAUCACUGAUCCAUCCUCGCCUUAUUUUCCCCUAUCAUCCCAAGAAGGUGGACUGAUCGAUAGAAUCAUGCUCGAGGCAUUUAUGUCGUACCAGUUUCAUCCAGACGAUAACGACCUUCAUUUCGGACUAAGUCAACAAGCUAAACGAGGUAUAAUUAAGAGAAAAAUCCAACGACAAGAUGCAAACACAGCAGGAAUAUUUCAAUUGCCAAGUUCGUUACCUUAUCCUCUUCUGCAACCUUGUCGGACCGGAGCACGUCAGGGAGAAAAUUUCAAAUGCACCAAUCCUCUCAUAUCUGAUUCUUCGGCAACGGGACAGACCCUGCCCCCAGUUAAUCCCAAUUUUAGUUGUCCGGACAGCACAUUUUUGCAGGCAACGGGUCAAUGCGUCGAUGAUAGUCGCGCAACAAGCUGCGGGCCAUCAUUUCGAUUCAACGAGGCUACCGGACAGUGUCGAUCAGUUUUCUAGUUACCUAUUUGCACAGUUUUUUUCGGCCUAUUUCCCGCGAUCUUUAAGCCAUUAAAUGCGUUCCACCACUGUUAGAUUAAUUCUCACGAAUAAAACUCAUCCGUCUCACCUGUUUUCCAACCAUUUUCCUGCGAAAAAACAUCCAAAUCGAAUACACUGGGCGUUGUAAAUCUGAAUGCCUCACGAACACGUAAAGUAUACCAAUAGUUUCAAGGUAUUGUACACUCUUUUUUCUUCUUAACGUAUAGAAAUUGAUGGGGAAAUUCAGUUC
This is a messenger RNA of Daphnia magna, 2901 nucleotides long. RefSeq lists its product as uncharacterized. NCBI's taxonomy places the organism in Eukaryota, Metazoa, Arthropoda, Branchiopoda, Diplostraca, Daphniidae. The transcript has 4 exons. Bases 174 to 2630 code for a protein of 818 amino acids. The record is from RefSeq and is a predicted model, not a curated record.